Molecule: messenger RNA, 1030 nt
Organism: Drosophila navojoa
Lineage: Eukaryota; Metazoa; Arthropoda; Insecta; Diptera; Drosophilidae
Source: RefSeq, a predicted model, not a curated record
UCCGUACGACUUCGGUGGAUAGCCUCAAGUAGCAGAAGGGCAGUUGCAGUGGAGCUGCGGCAAGACUUUUAGUCAUUAACGAAAUGGAUUUGGGUGAGCGCACACGAUGCAUUUCCAUUACGUGGGCAUUAUUAAUCAUAGUUUGUCAAACGAUGUGCGAGUCGGUCUGUGUGAGCGAGAGUCCGAGCCAGAACUUUGCGACCGUUCUAACUGCUGUCUACCACAGCCAUCGUAUGCUCUUCCUAACCGGCCUGGCCACAUUGGCAUUGACUCUUCUUGGCUGCCUGGGUUGCCUUGUCUGUACCUGCUGUCGCCUGGCAAGACGAAGAGCUGAGAGCCUGGACUCCUACGCUCCACGCACGCAGAGCAUUGUUUGGCCCUCUAUGCCCGCUGAGACGGCCCGUGUGCUCGAGUUGACCUUUUUGCACACUCCCAAUGCCGUGGACUGCAUCUGCCGCGGCUGCAGCAGGGCGCGGAAGGAGCGUUGCCUCGAGGACUGUCUGAAUGGAACCGAGUCAAGUCUGAUGGAGUUAUUGCUGUCGCUGUUGUUGCUCCUACUCGUAGCCUAUCCUAAAUUCUUGGAGGCCAACAACUUUACGGGCGAUGACUGGUUUAAUGGGACGCACUUGUUAGAUGACGUUGAUAAUACGACUAAGUCAAAUGAAUAUGCAAUCAUGAGGAACACUAUGAAAGAAACUAUUCAUUAUGUGCCGUUGGAUCCAUUGAGGAGAGUGGCUUUUGUGGCUCUCAUGCUGCACAUUUUGAUCGUCGGUGGAGGUCUUAUCAUCUAUAGUGUCGUCUGUUGCAAAUCACGCACGGAUAGAAAACGAUUGCUGGAGCUUAAGCGACGUCUACAGAGUCCACCCACAUUGCAGCACAUACCAAAUUCACCGAAUUGUCCCUGCCAUGGCUGUCGGGUAGCGAGGCAAAUUCUAAGCGGACUGAUAGUACAGCAAAUAAUUAAUGAGCGUGUCGAACGCUAGUGAUCUAAAUACAUAUAGGGUAUAUUAGAAAGGAAUCACCUUGUAAU